AUGGUGCCUCGCUUGCUCACGGACGAUCAAAAGCAGUCACGAAUGGAUGCCUGUCGCAAACUGAAAGAACAGUUGGAAGUUGAUCCAGACCUUUUCAAGUCACUGGGAGCAGCCAACGUCACCACGACCCCCCAAAAGCGCCUCAGUUCUGCUCUGUCUCUUUCUAUACUGUUAUAUUCUUUUUCUUUCUCUCGCUCACUCUGUCAGUCUAUCGUUUUUUCUCACCCUGUCUCUCUCGAUCUCUCUCUCUCUCUCUCUCUCUCUCUCUCUCUCUCAACCCUUUCUGUCUUAUUCGAUCCUGCUAUCAUCCUGUCUUUCUUUUUCUUUCUAUCACUCCCUCUGUCGGUCUCUCUAGAUCUCUCUUUCCCUCCCUCACACUCCCUCUCGUUCCAUCUUUCUGUCUCUUUCAAUCCUGUUAUCUUCCUGUCUUUAAUUUUCUUUCAUUUCUCACUCUUUCAAUCUCGCUUUCUCUCUCUUUCCCUCCCUCUCACUCUCUCUCCUUCUCUCUCUAUCCCUCCUUCUGUCUCUUUCGAUCCUGUUAUCUUCCUGUCUUUCUUUUUCCUUCUCUCGCUCACUCUUUCAGUCUCUCUCUCUCUCUCUUCUCUCUCACUCCCUCUCUCUAUUGAUCCCUCAUUGUAUCUCUUUCGAUCCUGUUAUCUUCCUGUCUUUCUUUUUUUUUUAUCGGUCAUUAUUUCAGUUACUCUUUCUCUAUCUUUCCCUUCCUCUCUCUUACUCUUUCUCGAUCCUUCCUCCUGUCUCUUUCGAUACUUCUCAGCGCUCAAUCUAUUAGUCUCUCUUUCUCUUUUUUCCCUCCCUCUCUUCUACUCUCUUUCGAUCCUUCAUUCUGUUUCUUUCGAUUAUGUUACCUUUUUUCUUUCUCUAUCUCACGCUGUCAGUCUCACUUUCUCUAUCUUUCACGCCCCUCACUUACUCUCUCUCUCUCUCUCUCUCUCGAACUUUCCUCUUGUCUCUUUCGAUGCUGUUAUCAUCCUGUCUUUCUUUUUCUUUCUUUCGCUGACUCUAGCUCUCUCUCUCUCUCUCUCUCUUCCUCUCUCUCUAUCUCUACUUCUCUCUCGAUCCCUACUUCUCUCACUUUGUCAGUCUCUCUUUCUCUAUCUUUUCCCCCCUCCCUCUGUCUCUCUCUCGAUCCCUCCUUCUGUCUCUUUCGAUCCUAUCUCUCUUUGCUUUAACCUCUUUCGAACUCUAAAUGUUUCUUUCUUUCUCCCUUCACUCUCAACCCUUUUUAUCGAUUUUUCUCCUUUUUAUCAUUCUCUUUCACUCUUCCGAUCUGUUGAUCCCCGACUUUUGAACUUCACUCUCUCUCUCCCUCUCUCUCUCACUCUCUCUCUCACUCUCUCUCUCUCUCUCUCUCUCACACACACACACACACCUUUAAUUUCUUUUUCUAUUAUUUAUUUAUUUGCCUUCCAAAUGUUUGGCAUUUGUCCAUCACUUCCUUUUUUUUUCUCUCGACACAGCAGAGUCGGAUCCACGUUCAGAGACGCUCUAAUGACUCAGGACAAAACGACGCAGAUCGAGAUUGGUCGAUCCAUCCACACCAUAUCACCAACAUGUCUUCCUUUUCAUUUCUUAUUCCUUUACCAAUUCUUUCUAAGUCUUUCCUUUUCUUUCACUCAAUUGUACUACAUUAAUUUUCUUCCUAUUUCUUUCUCUCUCUUCAUCACAAUUUCUCUUUUUCUCUUUAGUCCUUUUUUCAUCAAAGAUCUUACUUCUAAAUUGAUCUAA
Molecule: messenger RNA, 1746 nt
Organism: Acanthosepion pharaonis
Lineage: Eukaryota; Metazoa; Mollusca; Cephalopoda; Sepiida; Sepiidae
Source: the annotation of a GenBank genome assembly